Messenger RNA from Bombyx mandarina (wild silkworm), 1159 nucleotides. RefSeq lists its product as uncharacterized. Gene Ontology annotation, molecular function: 3'-5'-DNA exonuclease activity; nucleic acid binding. Lineage: Eukaryota; Metazoa; Arthropoda; Insecta; Lepidoptera; Bombycidae. The record is from RefSeq and is a predicted model, not a curated record. Gene Ontology annotation, cellular component: cytoplasm. Gene Ontology annotation, biological process: DNA catabolic process.
UCUAAAAAAUAAACAUGUAAAAGUUUAAUUUUAUUCCAACAUGAAAAUUUAAUUUAAUAAAACAGAAGUUGCAAGUAGCAAAAGAUCAUCCAUAAAAUGGUUCGAAUUACAACUUACGUAUUUUUCGACAUCGAAACAACAGGUUUGCCGUUUCAAGAAAGAAAUAAAACUAAGAUCACCGAAUUAUGUUUUUUGGCAGUGUCUAGAGAUGAUCUAGAUAUACAAUCAGGUCUGCCACCCAUUAAGAAGUUGUCUUUCGUACUGAACCCAGAAAAGAAAAUUCAUCCUGAUGUUGUAGUUUUGACUGGCCUAACGAAUGAGUCACUAAAGAAUGCGCCGACAUUUAAACAGAGAGCAAAUGCUAUAGUAUCUUUUUUAAAUGAACUUCCGAAGCCUAUAUGUUUAGUCGCGCAUAAUGGAAAUUCAUUCGAUUAUAAGAUAUUAUUAGCAGAGUGCAACGAUGCAGGCAUUUUGUUGCCAAGUGACUUACUGUGCAUAGACUCUUUGAUUGGCUUCCGAAAAAUUCUAAAGACCACUCAGAAGUCAUUACCGUUAAAAAUGAAUACUAGCAAAGACGAUAGUGCUAGUGAAUUGCUAUGGCCAGAACUCGACGUGUCUACAGAAAAUUGGGAAGAAAUUGAUAAUCUGUGUGCCUCAUUUAGCAAAGACACAUGUAUUGAUGAUGAAAAAAGUAAAAAAGAAAAUGAUUUAAAUCAGCAAAAGUGUACGAAUUUAAAGCAGGGUCGGAAAAAUAAGAAUGACCUUUCAACUCAAGAUCAAAGUUUGUCAAUACAAAAUAAAAGUACUAAAAAGAGGGAGUUUACUUUGACUGGUUUAUAUAAAAGACUACUUGAUAAAGAUGCAGUAAAUGCACACAGAGCAGAAGAUGACUGUGUUAUACUUAUAGAAUGUGUAUUGACUCUACGAGAUGAGUUCUUGACAUGGGCAGAUGAGUCUUGUAAAACAAUACACCAAAUCAAACCUUUAAUACGCUAUUAGAUAUUUAGUCUAGUAUGGGUAUUAUCAAAGGGAAUUCUUUAAAAAAAGUUCUAGUUUUAAGCUAAUUACUUUACCAUUUUUAUUUUAUGAUUUGUAUCAUACCUUAGAUACUUUAUAAUUUUUUUAUUAUCAUAUUAUUGACAUAUUUCAAUAUACAAUA